Solanum lycopersicum (tomato) is the source of this 541-nucleotide messenger RNA. The record is from RefSeq and is a predicted model, not a curated record. NCBI's taxonomy places the organism in Eukaryota, Viridiplantae, Streptophyta, Magnoliopsida, Solanales, Solanaceae.
ACGCGACUUAGUAUUGUUUAUUGAGAUGCCUUAAACAUUAAGAAAUCCAUUUAUAGUUGUUCGUUUUUUCUUUUGUUUACAGCAUAUGCUGCCAGCAUUUUAUGUGAGUUGUAGUAAAAUGCUAAGCAAAUGAGAAGAAAUUGUUCUAAAGGGAACAUCAUUCGAACUCGAUGUAUGGCCAGACCUUCAAAUAAUGACUAGUGAAGUCAUAUCUCGUACAUCAUUUGGGAGUAGCUAUGAAGAAGGAAGAACAGUAUUUGAACUUCAGAGCGAACAAGGUGAGUAUGUGAUCAGAAUAGCGCGUUCAAUUCAUAUACCAGGAUCAAGGUUCUUGCCUACAAAAAUGAACAAAAGAAUGCUGAAAAUCGAAAAGGAAAUACAAACGACAAUUAGGCGUAUCAUUGACAAAAGAUUGAGAGCAAUCGAAGGAGGGUAUACUAGUAAAGAUGACUUAUUGGGCAUAUUACUCGAAUCCAAUAUGAAAGAUUAAGUGUUGAAAUUGACUUGCAGCGGUUUUUUUUUUUUUUUUUUAGGUAAUGAU